Messenger RNA from Blepharisma stoltei, 1467 nucleotides. The record is from the annotation of a GenBank genome assembly. Lineage: Eukaryota; Ciliophora; Heterotrichea; Heterotrichida; Blepharismidae.
AUGGCAGAAGCACCAGUUGAGAAGAAAACUUUUCGCAAAAAAGUUGUUCUACCAAGUGACAAAGACGAAACCAAGGUGAAAAUCAAGCCUCAUAAAGUGCCUAAACUUGAUGAUAAACCGGCCCAAAUCCGGUUAAACGCAGCUGCAAUAUUGAGAGAAGAAGCCAGGCUUAAAAAGGAAGAAGAAGUAGAAAAGGCGAGGCUUGAAGCUUUUAUGAUUGAAAUGAGGGAUAAAAGCGAAUAUGAAAGGUGGAGGGCAGAUAUGAAAGAAAAAGAUGAUUUGGAGAAGCUCGAACAGUUACAAGUCAGGAAAAUUGAAAUGGAGAUGUCCAGAGAAGAAGCUAUUGAAGCAAUUAGACUGAAAUAUAAAGAAAACCAACUAACUGCUGCAAAGCUGAAAGAAAUGACGAAAGCACAGGUAGAAGAAAAAAUAAUAAAAGAAGAACAGGAGUUAGAAGAAAAGAAAAAAUUUGUCACAGAAGUCGUUGAAAGCAGGGUGAACAUUCAAGUAGAAAAAGAUAAAGUGAAAGAAAAUAAUAAAAAACUUAAAGAAGAGUUGCAAAAAGAAAUUCAAGAAGCAAUAAAUAGAAGAAAAGAAGAGGAAAUCAUUGAGCAAGCUAAAAGAGAUGAACUUAUCAGGCAGAUCAGAGAAUUACAAAAUCAGCCGAUUGCUAGGAAUAAAGCAUUUGACCCAACUGAAAUCAUGGGAUAUGGGCUGCUUGAAGAAAUGUCUUUAGCGCAGCUAAAAGAAAGACUUGAAGAAAAGAAAAGAGAAGUCGAAGAAGAAAUAAAUAGAAAAAAAGAAGAGAAUAUUAGGUACAAAGAAACUAAAGCAGUAGAAUUAAACGAAAAGAUUAGCAAAAUCACUGAGAAUAGGAAUCAAAAAGCUGCUCAAAAUGAAGAAAGGAGAAAGAAGAUGAAAGAAGACGAAGAAAGGAAAAAACAGCUGCAACAAGAAAUGAGGGAAAAAGGGUUACUAACUGUCUAUGAAAAAAUAUCAGCGAAAAAACAAAAAAGGCUAGAAGAACAGAAAAAGCUGGAAAAAGAGCUUAAAGAAAUUAAAUUGAAAAGGCAAUACAUGAAUGCCAAUAGAGCUUUAGUUGAAGAAAAAGCGUGGAAAGAGCAAGAAGCUGGUGCUGAAAGAGAAGCCAGAGAAAGACAAGCCAACGCACUUAUAGAACAAGAGAGAGUAGAAAGGAUCAAAUUGACUGAAACUAAUUUGAAAACAAAAGCAGCUAAAGAAUUGGCAAAGCAAAAAAUUGAAGUCAUCAAUGAAUACCAAAAAGGCCUUGCCGAAGCUCACGAAGAAAACGAAAUUUUAUUAGCAGAAGACAGAAGAGAUAAAACCAAUAAGCACGACAACCAAAGAAACUUCCAGGAAACCCACAAGCAGAAAAUGGACGAGCGGCAGUCAUACUCCACCAAGUUGACUCAAUCCAUGAAGAACUCCACCAAAACCAAGUCAUAA